AUGUCUAUGAAUAGUUCCAUUAUUAUGAUCCAACAAAUGAUUAGAUAUAAUUCUAGUAAUAGUAGUAAAUGGCCUGAAUUGCAACCAACGGAUUUUACUCCUCAAGGUGAACCAGAUUAUAUUAAAUUAAUUUUAACUUCGAGAGUUUAUGAUGUUGUGGAUGAAGCAGGAACUCCUCUUAAUAAAGCCAUUAAUUUAUCUACCAGACUUGGUACUAAUGUUUAUUUAAAACGUGAAGAUUUACUUCCAGUAUUUUCAUUUAAAUUAAGAGGAGCUCAUAAUAUGAUAGCUAAUUUACAUUCCAAUUCAAAAACUCCUUUAAAUGGGGUUGUGGCAUGUUCUGCAGGUAAUCAUGCUCAAGGAGUAGCAUAUUCUGCUAGUAGAUUAAAUAUUCCUGCUACUAUAGUUAUGCCAACAGCAACUCCAUCAAUUAAAUAUUCUAAUGUUGCAAGAUUAGGUUCAAAAGUUGUAUUAUAUGGAGACGAUUUUGAUUCAUCUAAACAAGAAUGUGAAAGAUUAAGUAAAUUAGAAAAUCUUACUAAUAUUCCACCAUUUAAUCAUCCAUAUGUUGUGGCCGGUCAAGGAACUAUUGCAUUAGAAAUUACAAGACAAUUAAGAUUAGAUAAAUUAUCGGCUUUAUUUGUGCCAGUUGGUGGAGGAGGAUUAAUUGCUGGUGUUGCCGUAUAUUUAAAAAAAAUUGCUCCUCAUGUUAAAAUUAUUGGAGUUGAAACUUAUGAUGCUGAUGCUUUAUAUCAAUCAUUAAAAGCUAAAAAAUCAAUUGAAUUAGAUCUGGUUGGAGUAUUUGCUGAUGGUACUGCUGUUAAAGUAUUAGGUGAUGAAACUUGGAGACUUUGUAAAGAUUUAGUUGAUGAUGUUGUUCGAGUAUCUACUGAUGAAUUAUGUGCAGCCAUAAAGGAUAUUUUUGAAGAUACAAGACUGAUAACUGAACCAUCAGGAGCUUUAUCAGUUGCUGGAUUAAAGAAAUAUAUUGAAGAACAUCCAGAAAUUAAUCAUUCAGAUAAAACUUAUGUUCCAGUAGUUAGUGGAGCCAAUAUGAAUUUUGAUAGAUUAAGAUUUGUUAGUGAAAGAGCAGUUUUAGGUGAAGGUAAAGAAGCAUCAUUUGUUGUAACAAUUCCUGAACAACCUGGUGAAUUUGCUAAAUUACAAAGUAUUAUAAAUCCAAGAGCUAUAACUGAAUUUUGUUAUAGAUAUAGUGGACCAGGACCAGCUAAUGUAUUAGUAAGUUUUAAUAUUGCUGGAGGUGAAAAAGAUGAUAUAUUAAAUGAAAUGAUUGGAUCAAAAUUUGGUUAUGAUGUUAUUGAUAUUUCAGAUAAUGAAUUAGCUAAAACUCAUGGACGUUAUUUAGUUGGAGGUAAAUCAUCACAUUCAAAGACUUCAAAGGAAAAGAUGUAUAGUUUUGAAUUUCCUGAAAAACCAGGAGCAUUAUUUAAUUUCUUACAAACUUUAAAGAAUGAUUGGGAUAUAACAUUAUUUCAUUAUAGAAAUCAUGGUCAUGAUGUUGGAAAAGUACUUUGUGGAUUUGUACUUCCUCAAGGUACUGCUGAAGAAGAUUUCCAACAAGUUUUAAAGAAAAUUGGCUACAAAUUUUAUGAUGAAUCAGAUAAUGUCGUUUAUAAAAAGUUUUUAACUUCUUAACGAAUUUAUGAAAGUGAUUGUAUG
This is a messenger RNA of Scheffersomyces amazonensis, 1680 nucleotides long. It is a transcript of the gene ILV1, whose product is annotated as threonine ammonia-lyase. Gene Ontology annotation, molecular function: pyridoxal phosphate binding; L-serine ammonia-lyase activity; threonine deaminase activity. The transcript has 2 exons. Bases 1 to 1656 code for a protein of 551 amino acids. Gene Ontology annotation, biological process: L-serine catabolic process; L-threonine catabolic process. The record is from RefSeq and is a predicted model, not a curated record. Lineage: Eukaryota; Fungi; Ascomycota; Pichiomycetes; Serinales; Debaryomycetaceae.